GGCGCGGAAUUUGAGCGAGUGUUGUCGGCUUUCUGACAGCGGACCGUCCGUAGUUUCUUGGCUGGGUACCACAACUUUGGUGGAUGCAAGUAUUCCCAGUCUUGUCUUAAAUGGUGUGAGCUUUGCAGAGAUGGACGGCGACAGAAUGGAGGUGGGAAACCAGAAACAAGACAUCAAUGUGGAAGUCCAUGUUAAAUCUCACAGCACAGCUAAACGGUCCGAGGUGAGGAUUCAUGUUCUGGCUCUUCUGAAUCGCCACAGCAUGGUUUUUGGAAACUACAGAUGGACAGAGUUUGAUGAGGACUACCUGCAGAAACAUGUGGAGUCUGUGGCUAUAGUUGAUGUUGAGGAACUGGUCACACAGCCUCUGGAUUUGAAGAGCUGCUCUGUCUCCGUUCACAUCUUCACUCUGAAUGAGGAUGGACCCAGCACGCUCAGUUUGGAGGAGGAUGAGGAGCUUUCAGCAGCCAAUCACUGGUUGCUGCCAGCAGCUGAAUUCCAUGGGAUAUGGGAGAGUCUGGUAUAUGAGAGCGGAGUAAAAACCCAGCUCCUGGAUUAUGUCACAACAACAAUUUACUUCUCGGAUAAAAAUGUCAACAGCAACCUGAUUUCGUGGAACCGUGUAGUGCUCCUUCACGGCCCCCCAGGCACAGGGAAAACAUCACUCUGCAAAGCUCUCGCCCAGAAGCUGUCAAUCAGACUGUCGAGUCGGUAUUCUUAUGGGCAAUUUGUGGAGAUAAACAGCCACAGCUUGUUCUCAAAGUGGUUCUCAGAGAGCGGUAAGCUGGUCACAAAGAUGUUUCAAAAGAUCCAACUGCUGAUUGACGACAAAGACGCUCUUGUGUUUGUUCUUAUAGAUGAGGUGGAGAGUCUGACAGCAGCUAGGAGUGCCUGCCAGGCGGGGACAGAACCCUCUGACGCCAUUAGAGUGGUCAAUGCCGUUCUUACUCAGCUGGACCAGAUCAAACGACAUCCCAAUGUGGUGAUUCUGACGACCUCGAAUGUGACGGACAAGAUAGACUUGGCGUUUGUGGACAGAGCUGACAUCAAGCAGUACAUCGGACCUCCAUCAGAGAAGGGCAUCUACAACAUCUACCUGUCCUGCCUGGAGGAGCUGAUGAAGUGCCAGAUCAUCUACCCCCGGCAGCAGCUGUUUACCAUGUUUGAGCUGGAGACGAUGCGCUUCGCCAAGAGUGAGGUGUCCGAGCACAGCCUGAACCUGAGGAGCAUUGCUCAAAAAAGCAAAGGUUUGAGUGGAAGAGCACUCAGGAAGUUACCAUUUCUAGCCCACGCGCUGUUCGUAAAGACACCAACAGCAACCCUUGAGACUUUUAUGGAGGCUAUGCACCAAACAGUGGAGAAACAGAGGGAGGAAAAAGCUCAUCUGGUGAACGGUAUCUGAACUUUUACAAAGCCCAAAGGCUGACACAUGAGCUCUCCUGUGGCUUGUUUGUUUGUAGUUAGAUAGAUCUUUAAUUUUGUCAUUGUACAGGUACAACGAAAUUACAAUUAAAUCAAGGUGCCAAGCAAUGAACUCAAGGUUUUGACCUUUAGAUAUUUUUUAACAAAUACUAUCGCUAACAUAAAUGUUUGUUCAGGUGAUUCUAUUGGUGCUGCUGCCAAGUUGGUUUUCAGUAUUUGCAGUUUGGGUUAAGAUGGAGUGCCAAAUGCUUUGUGUUUUUUCUGAUAUUUUAAUGUAUUUUUAUAUUUAGCUUUACAGUGCCACCGUUUUUUGUCGGUUCCUUUUGUUAAAGGGAUAGUUCACAUCUGUAUUGGCAUACGUUACCUUUUGUAAAACACAUUAGCUCCUUUCAUGGAUUGUUUUGAAGAUAUCUCAUUGAGAGGUGGGAACUUUUUUAAAUUCCCUUUUCUGGUGUUCAUUUAAAAGUUGCUAUCUCACUGAGCCAACUCCAUCCACAGGAUCUGUAGAAAAGGCUAAUGUUCAUGCAAGAUACCGACUAAUGUUGAGAAAUGUGAACUUUCCCUUAAACAUGUGUUUCAGAAAGGGAUGUUUCUCAUAGACUAUCACUUACAAAUGUUAAGUUAUGUUUGUCAGUUCUAUAUUCAUGUUAACAACAAAUCCUCGUUAAACUCUGGAUUAAUGUGUUCAUUACGACUUUAUUUUGUAUAUAACUUUGUAAUAAACAAUAUCUAUUCUUUUCAUGUUGGUUUUUGAUAUACAGAUGCAUUAUGGAGGUUUGUAUGGGAUUAGUUUUGUAUCAUAAAGAUAAAGCAACACUUUCUCAGAAUAAAGCAAAACUAUGAGUUUAAAAGAAGAAAAAAAAA
This is a messenger RNA of Gymnodraco acuticeps, 2286 nucleotides long. RefSeq names its product thyroid hormone receptor interactor 13 (gene trip13). Lineage: Eukaryota; Metazoa; Chordata; Actinopteri; Perciformes; Bathydraconidae. Bases 131 to 1402 code for a protein of 423 amino acids. Gene Ontology annotation, cellular component: chromosome; nucleus. The record is from RefSeq and is a predicted model, not a curated record. The transcript is spliced from 14 exons. Gene Ontology annotation, molecular function: ATP hydrolysis activity; ATP binding. Gene Ontology annotation, biological process: reciprocal meiotic recombination; meiotic recombination checkpoint signaling.